AUGCCAUUUCUGUGGCAUUAUAGCAUAGAAUCCGGGACAUCGAGCUCUGACUCUGAACCCGGCGAUGGUUUCAUGGAACCUGGGAAUCAGGUUGACCUCAAGGAGAACCAAAUCAGGAGUUUGGAGUUUGGCAAAGAGUUUGCCACCCGUGCAGGCUUGCAAGCUACUUUAGAGCCCCUGAAGCGGCCACUGUCCAUUGUGACGGAUUGUAGUGGAGCUGAAGCCCCUGCUAUUUCCUUGGAUAUGCUCUUGUCUGGGGCGGGUCGCACACAAAUGCUGAAGCACCUGUCUAUGUGUGACAAUGCUGAUGGUCCGGCAAAAUGGCUGAAAGCCAACUUUCCACACGUGCCGCUACAGAAAGAUAUGGAGGAGAAACCUUUGGCCGGAGAAGAUGAGGCCGAUGUCUACGCUUGCGGUUUUCCCUGCAAGGCAUUUAGUGCCUUGCGAACGGCAUCGGAGCUCCUAAAGGACAAAGCUGCGAAACCGUUUUGGCUCAUGCUUAAACGGAUCAAAAGGAGCAAACCCAGAGCUUGCAUCCUCGAGAAUGUUCGAGGACUGUAUUCAGUGCUAGGCGAAGUACGGAAACAAUUGGAAAAAUGCGGGGACUACGAGUUGGCAGUAUGCGGGAUAAACCCGAGAGACUAUGGCGUGGAUGCCUGUCGGGACCGGAUCUAUAUCUUCAUGAUUUUAAGGGAGUACCUUCCAUCAAGACAAUUUGACUUGCAGCACCACGCGGACACAGUGCUGGAAUCAAUGAGAUCCACUUCGACCAUUCCAUGGUCAACUUUUCUUCUCGAAGAUGACGAUGUCUCAGUACGUGAAAUCAAUUCCAAGAAGGAUGAAAGGGUCCGCAAACGGAAGCUAAAUGAGAAGAAAAAGUUUAGCUUGGCCACCAGGCCAAGAAAGGAAGAACCUCAGUGGAGACAUCACAACUGGGCUUUCAUGAAGAAACACCAGUUGUCUCCGGCUGCAGUGCAUGGAGCUGCAAAGAACAAGUUGGGGGCUGCUGUGGCAUGUUUACACCAACGGAAUGAACAGGCUCUGGACAUCAUGACUGUUGUCAAGCCAGACUGGCAGGUUGCAGACCUGAGCCAGAACGUGCACAUGAUGCCAGUGGUUCAGCCUGGCCAGUGUCAGACUGAUGAACGUCCCAAGAAGAUGCCUCGGCGUGAAGGUUCAGUCGGUCAGACGGCCGCAAAGCCUGUGAGACAAGACAAAGCAGCUCCAACUGUCCCAGACGCAGUGGUAGAGGACAGGCAGGAGAACAUCGGAGAUUGGCUCAACUUCUACUAUGAUGGAGACAAGUUGGGGAAGGCCAUUCAACGAAUCGUGGCCGCGGCACCAGCAGCAGUGGGGAGGACAUGUGUGAAUGCGAUUUCUGUGUCCCCCACUACCAGCAUGCCAGAUAUCACGGUUACCCUAGACCAGCUUGAUUUCACCAAGACAGCCAAGAAUGUCUACCCACCGAUGUGCACCUUGGCCAAUGUCUUCCAGUCCGUGCUGCUGCGCGGGUAUGAAGCCUACCGUGAGCCGCUGGUGAUCAAGUUUGCCCCAACACUGGAUCGAACUAUCCCACAGUUUUCCAUUCGUUUUGUUGACGGAUUCACGAAGUCCCUGGUCCUGCAAUGCAUCGUUGCAAUCCUUGACCACCUGGAGAUUCCGAUCGAGGAUAUUCACGGGCCAGAUAUGUUGCCCAUUCUUCAGUCCAUGCAACUGAUCAAGGCUAGGUAUGUCCAUUUCGAUGAUCCGUCGCAUUACUUCUAUGAAUCACUGCGUUUGGGAAAUGAAACUGCGGAGAAGCAGGCGCCAUCGGCUUUGACACUCUACGGUGAGUUUAAAUUUGCCUUGGAGAACAUUCGACAUUCUGAUCCUUCCAAAGCAAGGACCCCUCUCAAGGACUUGUUGAACUUCGCAAUUGCUCAGUACAACAGGUGUUGGAAGGUUGUCUCUGCCAAGCUUCUGCUACAAGUAUGUGCCAUCUUUUGGUCUUUGCAGAAGCCGCAACAGGAUUCACUACUGUGGAGCAUCCAAGCGUUUAGUCUUUUCUUAGGGGUGGGAUCCAAUCGUCUUGACAGAACUAGAGGACGGUUUCGAGGUCUAGAUGAACGCCUUCUGAAAGGACCUAGAUCUCGGGCAGCAGAACAGGCUGCCUCAGUGAACACUUUCUUGGCCCACAUGUAUUACUCCGUUAGCGAGACAAUGCCAACUGGGAUACUGCCGCAUGACUGCUCCUUAAAGGAUGAAGAUGCCCGACAAAUUCUUCUUAGCAAACUUCUGGAUGAUGCACUUGAUGGUCAAACCAACAAAGUCUUUCUUCGAAUGAACCCCCAAAACUUGGCAAAACGGGAAUUGCCUCCAGGCACAUGGAGCCAGCUGUACUUAGUUUAUACAGCACAUUGCUUAUCUGAGGGGAAGAAGGCAGCGUGCCGCAGUGUCUACUACCAAGUAGUAAGGACAUGGAAAAGAUGUUUGUCUUUUAGAAGAAGGUCACAGCAUUCGGCCUGCUUCACAUGUGACAGAUUAAAAGCGUCAAUGAGGCACGCAACUUGUUUUUGGGAACAUGCCAAAGCAUGCGAUGCUUUGCUGGCCCAUCUGACGCGUCAGUGGGCGUGUCGACAAGUCUACUGGGGAGCUAGAGCUGAGUCCCAAAAGAAAAGAGGGCUCUUAACUGUAAUCCUAGAUGGGUUUGAUCAUUCGAAGGCAAUGCUGCCAAGAUGGACAGCUGGAAGAACCCCAAAAGGGGGUGCCUUCGACCGGGUCCCCCGUCCCCACAUGAACAUUAGCUGUGGGCUAGCUCACGGCUACGGGUGUUUCAUUUUCAUUGCGGAUGAGUUCACAUCAACCGGGGCUUCUUACCAGUGGGAAUGCCUACUUCGAAUCUUAGACACUUGCUUUGCAACGGCCAGAGCUGAAGGUCGCAUGCAGCCAGACACAGUCUGGCUGCAAUGCGAUAAUACUGUAAAGGAACUGAAAAACAGUAUUACGGGCCGACUAAUGUGCUCACUGAUUUCUCAGGGGCACAUAAGAGAAUGCGGACAUCACCAUUUAGAAGUUGGACACACUCACGAAGACUGUGGACCCCUGGGUUGA
This is a messenger RNA of Cladocopium goreaui, 3090 nucleotides long. NCBI's taxonomy places the organism in Eukaryota, Dinophyceae, Suessiales, Symbiodiniaceae. The record is from the annotation of a GenBank genome assembly.